Molecule: messenger RNA, 4389 nt
Organism: Daktulosphaira vitifoliae (grape phylloxera)
Lineage: Eukaryota; Metazoa; Arthropoda; Insecta; Hemiptera; Phylloxeridae
Exons: 10
Coding region: 59-4222 (1387 amino acids)
Biological process (GO): resolution of meiotic recombination intermediates; meiotic DNA double-strand break processing; DNA replication
Cellular component (GO): nucleus; Slx1-Slx4 complex
Molecular function (GO): enzyme binding
Source: RefSeq, a predicted model, not a curated record
AUGUACUUUUUUUAUUGAACACAUAGUGUAUUUUAUAGUAAUAAAACUAGUUUUAAAGAUGAAUAUAUUUUCUCAAACUAAAUUACUUAAAUCCUUAAAGUUAAAAAAAAACAAUAAUUCCAGUUCAAUUGAUACAAUUAGUCAAAAUACUACUGUAACCAAUGUAAAAAAACCUAACGAAGCUCAGUCCAGUUCAAACAAUAGCAUGUUAUCAGAAACUGAUAGUUUUGUUGAAAUUAUGCAUUCUACUCAAACACAAGGAGAAAAAUUAUCUCAAACCAUUUUUAAAAAUUCAAAUAAAAAUCUAGAAAUGCAUCAUAUUGUGCCUGAAUCCUUAAAAAAACAAUGUCCUCUUUGCUCUCAAUUUAUUGAUGAAAAAAAUUUCAUCAGUCAUGUCAAGUUAUGUGGUACAACUAAUAAUAUAUCAUCUGAUUUAGUUAUAAAAGCAGUUGAUCUUCAAGAACGCCAAGAUGCAGAAAGAAAAGCAUUAGGUCUACCAAGUUUAAUUGUUAAAAAACCAGAUAAUAAAAAAAAACCUGGUAGUAAAAGACAAACCAAAAUUAAAGUUGAAAAUGAUGCCAAUUUAAAUUUAGCUAUAGCUAUGUCAUUAUCAUUACAAGAGUCUACUAUUGCUCAAAUUCAGGAAGAAUCUGAAAAUUUAUUUGAAGCAGGACUAGAAAAUGAAGCAUUAGAAAAACAAAAAACUUUGGAAGUGUUUGGUUUUAUGACAAAUCAUUCUGUCAAAGGGAAAUCAAAAAGUAAUAUGCAUAACACUAAAUUAUUUCAAGAAUCGAAGGAAGAUCAAGAAAGAAGAAUCACAGAAAAAGUGGCUAUAAUUUUAUUAGAUUCAGAAAAUGAUCCUACUCCAUCUAUUAUACUAAAUGAACAUAAUUUUAAGACUGUACAAUCUAUGUACUUGAAAAGUAUAAGAAAUGAAAAAAAUUUGCUUUGGGAAAAGGCCUCUCUUCAAAACGAAGUUGUUUCAGAAUUUUAUGUACCUGUUUUAUCAAAAUUCAUUCCACCCCAUGAAAAUGAUGCUGGAAGUUCUUUAAAAGAAGUCUCUCAAAUACCUGGGAAAUGGAAAAGUCCUAAUCAUGAAACAAAUUUACAUAUAAAUGUGGUUAAUCAUGAACAAAUUUUAACAAAUAAAUGUGUAAGAAAAGAAAAGGUCGCUACAAACAAAUCUCAAGCUUUCUUGCUAACUGAAAGUAAUUUAUCAAACCAACUGUCUUAUAAAUGGAAAUCUAUGGUUGACAACCAAUUCAUGAGUGAUGUCAUAAUAUAUACUAAAGAUGAAAAAGAAAUUUCAGCUCAUAUCUUAGUGUUACAUGUCCAAUGUCCAUCUAUUUUGAAUGAUAUAAUCUUAGAUCCAACAUUAAGUAACAAUGGAAAAACUAAGAAAAUUAUAAUGUGGCUUGAAUAUGAAUAUGAAGCAUGUUUUGCAUUUUUAGAACUAAUUUAUUCUGGUAAAGAGACAUUAAAGAAUUCAAAGUAUAGUAAAGAUUAUUUAAAUUUAAGAAAAAGAUAUGAUGUUUUAAUGGAGAUUAAUAAUGAUGAAGAAGUAGAUGAGAUUAUGUACAGUCAAAAAAAUUCUUACAAACGAAAAAGUACUGACUUCAAUAAUAUGUGUAUUUGUAAAAGAUUUAAAGCCACUAGUCCAGAAAUGUUUACAUCAGAUGAUAUUGUAAAAUCUUCUUCCAGUUCUCCAAAUUUUUUAAAUUGGUGGUUAAACAAUUGUGAUAAGAGUCAGCAGCCAGAUAAUUUAUUUUCUACAAAAAAAAAUUUUUCUAAAGAAAAUUCACAAAAAAAUCUUCAUUUAGAACAAAGUCCUUGUCAUUCAUUCCAUAGUGCUUCUACUGCAGAUAUUUAUUUAGACACUGAGCAAUUAAAUAAAAUUGAGAAACAAGAUAGUAAUUCUAUUGAAUUAUUUUCUUCAAACAAAUCAGAGGAUGAAGAACCAGAAGAACUACAAAACAUAAAAAUUAGCCCUGAUGUUAUUACAAUUGAUAGUGACACUGAAAAUUCGAUUGGAUCUUUAUCUACUAAUGUAUUACCUAAGGUUCACAAGUCUUGUGAGGAAUUAAAUUUAACUAUUCCUUGUUAUUCUUCAUCCUACCACCAACUAAAUACAAGUAAAGCAAAUAAAUUAAAUAUUCAUGAACAUACCACUCAUCAACCAAAACUGAAUAAUGAUUCACUAGUAGUAUUAAUAGAUGAUGAUGGUAGUUUAGAUUCAGUUCAUUCGUGUAAUACAAAUAUUUUAUCACAAAAUAUUGUAAAAAAUCAAAUACCACCAAAAAAGUUAUUCAAUACUGAAAACAAAUUAAUUCUAUCAAAUCCUUUAAUUACCAAAAAAACCGUAAAUGUAUUAAAUGAAUUUGAAUUGAACGAUGUAAGUAGUAAUGAUUCAAUUUAUUCUGACACUACUAACAUAUUAACAAAAACAAAUACUUCAAAACAUAAUUCUUAUCCAUCCCCAUUUAAAAUAAAGUCUUCCAAUCAUGUAUUAUCUAGUUCUGACAAAAAUGUAAUAUGUGAUUUAAAUGAUUCAAAUAGUAUCUGUUCAAUGGCUACUAAUAUAAUACCAAAAAAAAUAUCACCUUGUAAAUUCACAAGUAAAAAUGUUCAUAAUUCAACAAUAUUAAAUGUUUUAUUGCAAAAUACUAAUACAUAUCAAAAACAAUUAAAUGCCUUAACAGAAAAAGAAUCUAAAAUUUCAACUUCAAAUGUCAUUGAGCUCAAUGAUGAUAGUAGUACAGAUUCUAUUGCUACCAAUAUCUUACUAAAGAAUAGUAAUCAAUUAAAAAUACCAUUAAUAUCAUUAGAUCAAGAAUAUAAAAAUUCUUUGAUAAUGACAAAAUCUCAAAAUGAUAAUUUAAGUGUAAUAGAUAUUAAUAAUGCUAGUAGUGUAUUUUCUUCAGCCACAAACAUUCUUUCCAAAACUUCUGUCAUUGAACUUAAUAACUCUAAGAAAGAUGUUACAUUGAUAUCACCAAAUAAGACAAAUUUAUUGCAAAAUUCUUUUUCAAACUCUGAAAUGAUUAAGAUAAAUAAUUUAAAUUUUGAAGACACUUUUAAUUUAUCUUUAAUUUCUAAUAAUGUUCCUACAGAUAAAAUUGAUUCUGCAGCACGAAGUAAUUAUGAAGAAAAAUUUAAAUCUUCAGAUAUAAUAAAGAUAUCAACACAAAGUCCUCAACUUUCAUCAACAAGUAUGAUACAAUCAGAUAUACAUUUUUUUGAUUUGGAAUCUAACCCCAAAAUUUAUUCAGACAUGAAAAAUGAAUUCAAUGAACAAAACAUCUUGUCUAAUCAAAUAGUUAACUUAAAAAAAAACGAGGAAAUAUUUGAUAUCACUAAUAAAGAAACUAGUGACAUUCAUAAUGCAAAAGAAAAUGAACAAAUUAUUGAUGAUCCUUGGAUGGACUACAAUGAUUGGCAAUCACUAAAUUUUAGUCCACAAAAAAGUAUUAAAGAUAAUUCAAUAAACAAUUCUUACGACGCUCUUGUAGAAUCUGCAGAAAAAACUCCAAUAAAAUUUCAUAUACACAAUGAUCAAUCUUACAGCUGUAAUAUUAAAAAUAAAUCUGCUCUUACACCAAAUAAGUUUGGUAGCAAGACAAGUACUCCAAGAAGUAUCCGCAGGAUACGAUCAGAAUCUACAAUUAACAAUUCCAAAGUUCAAGUUACACCUAUGUUAGAUUACAGUUCUAUGAAAACACCAGAUUUUAUGAAAGAACUUGAUCGCUACGGACUAAAACCAAAUUUAGGUAAACGGAAAGGUAAACAAUUGUUAAAAUACAUCUAUAAUGAACUUCAUCCUAAUGCAACUUCAAAAGAAUAUAAUCAAAUUAUUGAUAAGGAUUUAUGUGAAGAUCUAGACUCUACAAUGAGUUCAGAAACAGGGAUACCAGAAUACUUAGAAGAUAGCAGUGAUGAGUUGGAAACUUUUAGUCAAGCUCAUUCAAAUAAAGUACCCAUAGAACUUGGAUUUUCACAACUAUUAAAAGCUGACAAAAGCUUACACAAUAAAAUAUUAUGUUAUGAACCAAUUUGGAUUGAAGUUUUAAAAGAAGAUUUAAAAAAAUAUAAUGUUAAUGUGGGCAUGCAGAAACUCAUGACAUUUUUAGAUGAUAAAUGCAUUACAUUUCGGUCAAAACUUUUAAAUGAUCAAAGACAAAAAAAGGUAGCUAAUAAAAAUCAAAAAAGAAGGAAGUUAUUUUGAAAUAUAGUAUUUUUAAGUCAAAAUUAAUGUUCUAUAAAUAAAUUGUUAUUAAUACAUUACUGGUAGCUAUUAACAAAACUAUUUCUGUUUAUAAUUAUAAUAUUUAAAAUGUGUAUUACUUAUAUGCGUAUGUAUGUAUAUAUAUAUAUAAUAUAGAUUUAAACUUA